GGGUUGGGGCUCCAUUCAGCCCAGAGACAGAGGCGCUGUGCUGCGCGCUCGCUGGAAAGCUCCUACUUCUGCACCUCCUAUCCGUUAGCAUAGCAACGAGGAGCAAGAAGUGAUCCAACAGCGUCUGAAUCUUGAAAGAUUGAUUUCUUGUUUGUCUUUCUCCUAUAUUUGCUUCUCUUCCCUCCUAUUCCCAUCGUGUGUGUGUGCAAUGGGUGUGAGAUAUUGGUCUCUGCAGUAUAUUGCUUUUGCUCUCUAUUUCUCCUGGUGUGCAAUGUACAGUGGUAGAGCAGAAAAACAGUUCGUUAAUGAAUGGGCAGCGGAGAUUCCUGGGGGUCUAAAUUCAGCCAGAGAGAUAGCAGAGGAGCUGGGUUACGACCUUCUUGGACAGAUUGGAUCACUUGAAAAUCACUACUUAUUCAGGCAUAAAAGUCACCCAAGACGGUCUCGAAGAAGCGCCAUUCACAUCACGAAGAGAUUAUCUGAUGAUGAUCGAGUAACAUGGGCUGAGCAACAGUAUGGAAAAGAGAGAAACAAACGUUCUAUCCUAAGAGAUUCAGCAGAGGACCUCUUCAAUGACCCAAUGUGGAAUCAGCAGUGGUAUUUGCAAGAUACCAGGAUGACUCCAGUCUUGCCCAAGUUGGACCUUCAUGUGAUACCAGUUUGGCAAAAAGGAAUAACAGGAAAAGGAGUGGUUAUCACCGUUCUGGAUGAUGGCCUGGAGUGGAAUCACACCGACAUCUACGCAAACUAUGACCCAGAGGCCAGUUAUGACUUUAAUGACAAUGACCGUGAUCCGUUUCCCAGAUAUGAUCCCACAAAUGAAAACAAGCAUGGAACCAGGUGUGCUGGAGAAAUUGCCAUGCAAGCCAAUAAUCAGAAAUGUGGUGUUGGGGUUGCCUACAAUUCCAGAGUUGGAGGCAUUAGAAUGUUGGAUGGCAUUGUGACUGAUGCUAUUGAGGCCAGUUCAAUUGGAUUCAAUCCCAACCAUGUGGAUAUUUACAGUGCAAGCUGGGGCCCAAAUGAUGAUGGAAAAACAGUGGAAGGCCCUGGCAGGUUAGCCCAGAAGGCUUUUGAAUAUGGCAUCAAACAGGGAAGACAGGGAAAAGGUUCCAUUUUCGUCUGGGCAUCCGGGAAUGGUGGGCGUCAAGGGGAUGACUGUGACUGUGAUGGUUACACAGACAGUAUCUACACCAUUUCCAUCAGUAGCGCCUCACAGCAAGGCCUGUCUCCCUGGUAUGCUGAAAAGUGCUCAUCCACACUGGCCACUGCCUACAGCAGUGGGGACUACACUGACCAGAGAAUCACAAGUGCCGAUCUGCAUGAUGACUGCACCGAGACCCACACUGGCACUUCAGCCUCUGCCCCUCUGGCUGCUGGGAUCUUUGCUCUUGCACUGGAAGCAAACCCUCAUCUUACCUGGAGAGAUAUGCAACAUUUGGUCGUGUGGACCUCUGAAUAUGACCCCCUGGCCAUCAAUCCUGGUUGGAAGAAGAAUGGAGCAGGAUUGAUGGUGAAUAGUCGAUUUGGAUUUGGGUUACUUAAUGCUAAGGCCCUGGUGGAUUUAGCUGAUCCCAAAACUUGGAGAGGUGUCCCUGAGAAGAAAGAGUGCAUUGUAAAAGACAACAACUUUGAGCCCAAAUCAUUGAAAGCUGAUGGAGUAAUUACUAUUGAAAUCCCCACAAAAGCCUGUGAAGGACAAGAAAAUUCCAUCAAGUCUCUGGAACACGUGCAAUUUGAAGCAACGAUUGAAUACUCACGGAGAGGAGACCUUCAUGUCACACUCACCUCUGCCGCUGGAACCAGUACCGUGCUUUUGGCUGAAAGAGAGAGAGAUACAUCACCCAAUGGUUUUAAGAACUGGGACUUCAUGUCUGUUCACACGUGGGGAGAGAAUCCAGUAGGCACCUGGGCUUUACGAAUUACUGAUAUGUCUGGAAGAAUGGAAAAUGAAGGAAGAAUUGUGAACUGGAAACUGAUUUUGCAUGGGACUUCCACCCAGCCAGAACACAUGAAACAGCCUCGUGUCUAUACUUCUUAUAAUGCUGUGCAAAAUGACAGGAGAGGAGUGGAGAAGAUGGCCGAUUCUGCGGAGGACCAGGCCACCCCAGAAAGCCUUCAUGAAAGCUCCCAGCCCUCUAAAAGCUCCACUCCCCCAAGUGACAGCGACAGCGACAAGCCAGUGGAGAAAACGCCCUCCAGGGCCAUGCUCCAACUCCUCCGAAGUGCUUUCAGCAAACAGGGAGCCCCCAAUCAAGCACCAAAGAGUCAGGCAGAUGAAAAGCUAAAGAUCCCCUAUGAACAUUUCUAUCAAGCUCUGGAAAAGUUAAACAAACCGUCCCAGUUGAAAACCGCUGAGAACAAUCUGUAUAGUGACUAUGUGGACCUUUUCUACAACAUGAAACCGUACAAGCACAGGGAUGAUCGGCUGCUCCAGGCUCUGGUCGACAUUCUGAAGGAAGGCAACUGACGCGAGGCGGUCUCCUGAGUCGGAAAUGUUCAUUCUUCUUCCUCCCUUCUCUUAUAUCCUGCCUGUGACUGAUGUAGGUUUUCUGUUUUCUUCAUAUGAUUAUGUCCUUGCUUCUCCUUGCUGUCAUGUACAUGUACACAUGCACACACUCACUCAAGCUCACACGUGCUUGCAGACACACACACACACACACACACACACACACACAAACAAACACACAAACACUUGCACCCAAUUUAGCACAUAAGGAGAGGGAGUUUGCUUCCCACUGAGAGCCUAGCUGUGCUGGGGACAAGAGCUCGAUAGAAAACAUGUUUUCACAAGUGGAAUGUUUUGUUUUGUUUUGUUUUGUUUUUGUUUCUGGAAUCAAAGUCCAUUGGUGUUUCGACCAUCGUAUUUAAAAUCCACUCUAAGUUGCCUUUUUCCCAUUUUCAUUUCUCAAAAGAAUAAUAAUUUUAAAAAAUACUCUGGGCUACAAAAACAUUAAAAACAAACUGCUGCAAAACACCAGGAGAUGUGCCUACAGCCUUUUUUUCUGUCCCCUCCAUGGCUGUUUCCUGUCUAGCAAUGACUUUUAAGAUUGUGGUUCUUACAACUAAAGGGCUCCCCAAAUUACAAAAAGUCACUUAGGAUCAUAGAUUGAGAGUGGCAGAGGCCCUUCCAGGUCAUCCGGCCCCAUCCCUCAUUUUCCGGUUGAAGAGCUGAUCCAUGAGGCCAGCCAUCCAGGUGGUUAAAUGGAAGAGCCAAGUUGGAACCUGAGAUGUCCUCUGACUCAUUAAUUUAAAAAUCUAGUGCUCCUUCCAUUGUACCAGAAAAGGGGAAAUGAAUUAAGUAUGUGAUUAAUGUGGAUCACUGAGGCACAAAAAUGGAGUUUUGACCUGGAUUAUCUAGCUUACAUAGUUAGCAAAAUAUACCCAACACUUUGAAUGGUGUAGAACUAACCAUUGGAUUAAAACUUAGUGUUUUUCCUUCUUGGUUCUCCUUAUUUUGAAUUUUUUCCUUUCCCUUUAUAUGCCCCUUUCUCAGAGCUGCACUUUCAGCUUAAUAAGUAGUGUUCUGUAUUUCACAAAGCAAAAAUCAGGAAAUAAUUCUGAAUGAGAACAACCAAGAAAAAAAAAACACAAAUAAGCCAAUACAUUACGCGAAAGAAGAUGUUCUGGUUUGUAAAACGUCAACCUGCUCUUUGGGCUCUAAGACCUCUUUCCUACUCUCUUUGUUUUUAGGCCCCUCAUUCUCACUUCUUUACCAAAGAUACUAGGCAUGAAUAACAUUAAUUAAAGGGGGGAAAAUCUACAUAUGUUAUUUUCAGACCGAA
Messenger RNA from Phascolarctos cinereus (koala), 3782 nucleotides. RefSeq names its product proprotein convertase subtilisin/kexin type 1 (gene PCSK1). Gene Ontology annotation, cellular component: membrane; neuron projection. Gene Ontology annotation, molecular function: serine-type endopeptidase activity. The record is from RefSeq and is a predicted model, not a curated record. Gene Ontology annotation, biological process: peptide hormone processing. NCBI's taxonomy places the organism in Eukaryota, Metazoa, Chordata, Mammalia, Diprotodontia, Phascolarctidae.